Messenger RNA from Coffea arabica (coffee), 312 nucleotides. The record is from RefSeq and is a predicted model, not a curated record. Lineage: Eukaryota; Viridiplantae; Streptophyta; Magnoliopsida; Gentianales; Rubiaceae.
AUGGCGGAUUCGACAAGGUUCGAAGUGGAGAAGCUCAUCGCAUAUGGCCACGAACUUGUCGACUUCCUGAGGGACGACGGGGACAACAUCACUCUCAAGCAAUAUUUCCAGCAAGCCCAAUCUCUCCACUCCCGUGCCCACGCCGAUUUCAACGGCCUGCAACGUUCCAUACAAGAAUGUCAAACAAAGCUAGAAAUAUGCAGAAGCAAAACUACAGAAUCAAAUUCCACUGUAGUUGCAGAUGAAGAAUCAGAUUUGCUAGCCAAGGAGCUGGAAGAAAGAGAACAUCAGCUGAGGGAUGAGCUUAGAUAA